Messenger RNA from Nymphalis io (European peacock), 2860 nucleotides. RefSeq names its product serine/arginine repetitive matrix protein 1-like. The record is from RefSeq and is a predicted model, not a curated record. The transcript has 5 exons. Gene Ontology annotation, molecular function: protein binding. NCBI's taxonomy places the organism in Eukaryota, Metazoa, Arthropoda, Insecta, Lepidoptera, Nymphalidae. Bases 204 to 1460 code for a protein of 418 amino acids.
CGAACGUGCUGACGGGUGUCACUAUCGCGUGCAUCGGUUCCGUGGGAUCGAUACGCGUAAAGUUGAGUGCAUCUGUGCUUCGUACGAAGUUUGAACUGACAAAUUGAUACGAUAUUGAACAUAUCGGAAUGACAGUGGAUCCUAGAAAAAAGUUAAUUGUAUUGGAUUUCAUCCCUGUGUCAAAUAUUUUUUUGUAAACAACAAUGGGAGCACCUGCGUGGGGGUCCCGCGGCGGCGACCGACCGCGGUUGCUGCGAAUGACGCCACUACGUCACAGUUUCGCUGCACCCGCCACACCGCCCGCGCAACCGCCUCGCACUCACGACUAUGCAUCUGAUGCCGAUACUAAUAAAAAAGAAGAAAGCUGGAACGCAAACUUAUCUCAGAGAUGGAGAAAGUUAAGACGGCGAUGUUCGCGACUGCGGCCCGGAUCUGGUAAUCGCGAACCAAGCCCUGUGCGAUGUUCACCGUCGCCCCCGCGACCGCCUCCACACUGCUCCCCCGCACCGCCUUCAAAGCUGUCUUUCAGACAUCGUGGUAAAGUAUACACCACAGCAUCCCUACGUGUUACUAGUGGGGCACCAGAUUUACUUAGAGCACUGGGAAAAUUAGGUGGUGGAUUACGAAGGCGUGCUCUAUCAGCUCACGAUGUUCUUGCACCACCACCGCAGCAACCUUCUACUUUUUACGUUCCUAGUCCAAGCAAUGGAAGAACACCUUCUUCACCAUCGCCGCCUCGACAGAGUGCAACAUUACAUAGACGAUGCAGCUCUCCUAACGUUUACAGAACAAAAGAUAGUCCUCGUGAUCGAACACCUCUCAUAAAUCAAGAUGAUGAAAGUCGUGACGUCGUUGAUUAUAGUUAUGGUUUAGAGCGUAAGAAAAAUAGUAAAGAAGUUAGAAGUAGGCCAUACAGUGAAAAUGUUGAAGUAGAAAAUAUAUACAGAAACGGCUAUAACCGAUUGACGUCAGAAACUGCAGAAAGAGUUUGGGAAGAGCCGUACAGACUACCUCGCGUCCAUGCUCGACAAGAACCUAUACAACAUCUACGUAACUCUGUAGCUGAACUAAGAGUAAGCUCUACUCCUCGAUCAUCUCGACCGCCUCCUGCUCCACCUGGAUUAACUCAAAAAUCUACUAAAAAACCACCUGCACCUGAACCACGUGAUACCCACACUUUCGAGGUUCGUUUUACUAAAUCAGCCGGAGGCAAAGGACUUGGCUUUAGUAUUGUUGGUGGACGCGACUCUCCACGAGGCGACAUGGGUAUCUUCGUCAAAACUAUUUUCAAUAACGGGCAAGCUGCAGAAUCUGGCUUGCUUCGUGAAGGAGAUGAAAUAUUGUCAGUGAACGGGCGAGGCACAGCUGGUUUGACACAUAGUGAAGCAAUAAGACUCUUUAAAGAUGUCCGCGCCGGUCCUGUAAUCCUGCGGGUGACGAGGCGGGCGCCCGCGCGCUGACUGCCUUGCGCCUGUUGCGGCGAUCCGCUUCAGGCGCAAACUAACAUCUCGUCCUACUCCACUUUGUAAAUAAUUACUUUUUAUAAAACAAUGUGAUGCCCGAUGCUUAAGCAUACUUUUGAUUUUAGGAAAUUGUUAUUGCAUUGUAAACUUACGGUAUUUCUUAUAGUUAAUAUUAAUUCAUUAACUUAGUCCAAAGAUGGAUACUAAAAAGUUUACAUGACAACGUGCAAGUCUAUCUUAUUCAUAAGUUUGUAUAUUGUACACUUUUUGCUUAAGAAUAUUAUCUAAUAAUGAAAUGCUUAUAAUUUAAUCAUUGUCUCUCACGAAAACACAUUGCAUUAUAUUUAAUAUAUACAUAAUUAUAAAAGAAUUCAAAAAUAUUAGUCUGUGAUACUAUGAUUCAUGACGAAAAGUUAAAAUUCACUGGCUACUAAAUAGCUUUUAUUUAUUUUAUUUUUAGAAUUUGUGUAAAUAUGUAAAGAAAAGGAAUCUAUUUUCCAUUCAUUUAGUGUAGUUAUAUAUAGAAAACACAGCAUGGAAAAUAAAGACGGACGGAAAAAGAUAAAAAGUGAUACCAAGAAAGAUAAAGCCAAUCAGAUCCUAAAAUGCAAUUUACCUUGUAUACAAAUUCUUUAGGUUCGAGUUAUAUGGCAAGUUGAAUUUACUAUACAUGUACAAUAUUCAUGUUUCGUUAUAAUUCUCAAAUUUAUCUUACUCUUGUAUUACUUUAAAAUAGGUAUAAAAAAAUCAUCAAGUACUUUGGUACAUAUAUACCGCCUAGCAUGCAACAAUUAUCUAUUAGACGUCCAUUCUAUUAUGACAGAAACCUUCAAGUAUUUUUCAACCAGUGCUAAGUUUAAAUUGAAGCGGAAGAUUGAUAAAUAAUAAAUGAAGUUAGCACACAUGUAAUAUUAUAUUAACUAAGAUAAAUUUACCCAAUUACCCAAAUCUGUUUGCGUUUAUAUUAUGAAAUUGUAGGUGCUGUUUCACUUAAUUUGUAUUAAAAUAGAAAUCAAGGAAUACUCUAUUCAAGUAGGAUCUUACAAACUCUUUCACAGCGUCAUUUUAUAUGUUUUAAUAUUUAUGUAUGAAUGUAAAAUUUACCAAGAAGAACCGAUAAAAAAUAGUAGUUACUGUUUUUCGUCAAUCAAAAAUAUACAUUUAAUACCUGCGAAAAUCAACGAAUGCUAACUGCAAACUGGUCUAUCAUCUAGAAUCCUUGUUUAGAAUUAAACAAGGAUUAGUAUUCUGUACAGGAAUUGUUUUAUUCACAUGUUAAUUAUUCUGCAAAAUAUGUAUCUUUGGCAUUCAAAAUGUAUAACAAUUGAUACUUUUUUUUGCGAUUUCUUAGAAUACUGACCACUUUAUUUGUAUAAAUUUAUUUUUUCCGUCCUUCU